Messenger RNA from Blepharisma stoltei, 786 nucleotides. Lineage: Eukaryota; Ciliophora; Heterotrichea; Heterotrichida; Blepharismidae. The record is from the annotation of a GenBank genome assembly.
AUGAAUAAUGAUAGCUUCCAACUCAAAAGAUCCAAAGUUUCGCUCAAAAAUUUGACCAAACUACAAAAAUCAGAUCGAUGAAAGGAUGCCCCAAUUCACCCCAGAAAGUCUCGAAGAUGAACUGCUGAAACACCUGAUCAAAUUAUUCCAGGCAAAUCAAACAGAUUGGAAAUCCCCAAGCUUCCAAACAUAAAUUCCCAUACCCCUGAUAAAAGAAAAACCCGUAAAAACUUCUGAACUCCCUCCCCUGAAAUGUCAUCACAAGAAACUCAAACCAUGUCAGAUGAAGAAAUUGAAUACUUCCAGCCUGUCUCUGAAAUUCAAAUAAAAACAAGCUCUUCUCCAAAGCCAUCAAGUUCUUCUGAAGAUUUAAAGCCAGCCAACAGUGUAUAUAAAAAUUUACGGCAAAUUGAAAUCAAAACAAGAGAAAGGCUACAAAAAGUUUUAAAGAGAAACACAAAUUCUCAAGGGAAUUUUGACUCAUGCAGACAGCCAGUAUUUCUGGAUCCUGUAGAAAAGAGUGAUGGGCCUUUUCCAGUAUUUAAAUCACCUAAAAAAGUGGUUGUAAUUCCAAGAGCUGUAUAUUCGUUUAAGCAGCACGAUUCACCGAAAAAAAUAUCAGAAAACUCUAAAACACCGAAAAUAUUAAAUGCUCAAAUGAUAGCGUUUGAUAAUAUUUUGCCUCAAAGGCAGCGUUCUCUGAAGAGGUUCGAUCAUACGCGGCAUAGCUCGCUAUUUCGGGAACCGAAUAUUAGCCUAGGUAUCAGGGCUCGGCAUCUACUAUAG